AAAACCAUCUUGGCCUGUCUUCUUGUUCUUGCCAUUAGUGUGUCACUGUCCAAUGCUUCUUGCUUCCUUCAGCCAUUGAAGUCAGAGACAGCUAAUGGCUGUCAUGACUGGAAAGGACAGCUGCAUGAAUUUGAUUCCAGCUGGAGGACCAGUAACUGCCUUGACUGCUCCUGUUCCAAGGCUGGAAUUCGCUGCUGCACCAGCUUUGCAUCACCAGUUGGCUAUGAUGAAGAGAAGUGCAUAAAGGUUUUCAAUAAGGAGAACUGCACUUACAAAGUAUUGGAGAAAAAUGAUCACUCCAAAGAGUGCCCAGUCAGUGGGUGGGUGGGUUAA
Molecule: messenger RNA, 333 nt
Organism: Merops nubicus (carmine bee-eater)
Lineage: Eukaryota; Metazoa; Chordata; Aves; Coraciiformes; Meropidae
Gene: MSMB
Product: microseminoprotein, beta-
Exons: 3
Source: RefSeq, a predicted model, not a curated record